Aspergillus puulaauensis is the source of this 546-nucleotide messenger RNA. RefSeq lists its product as uncharacterized. The transcript is spliced from 3 exons. The record is from RefSeq and is a predicted model, not a curated record. Lineage: Eukaryota; Fungi; Ascomycota; Eurotiomycetes; Eurotiales; Aspergillaceae. Gene Ontology annotation, molecular function: protein binding. The coding region runs from base 1 to 546 and encodes 181 amino acids.
AUGGCAGCUCCGCCUCAGACCAGCACGCCAGAUGUACCACCACACUUCAGGCUGAUGGACCUUCCCCCAGAACUACAUCUGCAAAUCUCAUCGUUUCUCUCGUAUCCGGAUGCAUUGGCUCUGAAACACACCUCUCGCUAUUUCUAUGCUUUCGUGUACACAGGUGUUCACUUGAAGGUUGACUGGCUGGUGGAGCGCUUCGAGCGGAAAUUAGAAUGUCCCAUGGAGAAAUGCUCUUUUCGAACAGACGAAGCCUUUUGUAACUGGCGGAUCCAAAGGAUCAUGGAACGCAGGCGUCGGCAUCUGGAAUGCCCCCGGUCCAGAGGCAGCUGCCUAGUCAUUGAGGGCAGAACAUGUCAAAUGGACUUGGUUCCGACGUGGUUGAAGAGACAGGGUCGCGUGAAGCUGCUCAAGGCGGCUGGGAAUGAAGUCCUCAUCCACGGGUUGAUGGUGCUCUUCAUGCAAGUACUGCUGGUGAUCUGUCAGAGAUAUGUUUUCUCGCAGAAUCGACUAGGGCUACCCCUUGGCCACAGGUUAGAAGCUUGA